AUGGAGAACAGCAACAGCAACGGAGGACAAAUGAAACCGUCCAUCAAGUCUGCGGACAUGAAAGAGGCAUUAGAGAGAUACGAAAUAGAAAAAGACAUAGCCGCGUACAUCAAGAAGGAGUUCGAUAAGAAGUACCAGCCGACUUGGCACUGCGUGGUCGGGAGAAACUUUGGGUCCUACGUGACGCACGAAACCGGACACUUUAUAUAUUUCUACAUCGGGCACAUUGCGAUUUUAUUGUUUAGGUCUGGAUAA
Messenger RNA from Bathycoccus prasinos, 255 nucleotides. Its product is annotated as Dynein light chain 1, cytoplasmic. NCBI's taxonomy places the organism in Eukaryota, Viridiplantae, Chlorophyta, Mamiellophyceae, Mamiellales, Bathycoccaceae. Gene Ontology annotation, molecular function: dynein light intermediate chain binding; dynein intermediate chain binding. Gene Ontology annotation, cellular component: dynein complex. Gene Ontology annotation, biological process: microtubule-based process. Bases 1 to 255 code for a protein of 84 amino acids. The transcript has 2 exons. The record is from RefSeq and is a predicted model, not a curated record.